Messenger RNA from Vombatus ursinus (common wombat), 2113 nucleotides. RefSeq names its product zinc finger protein 207 (gene ZNF207). The transcript has 11 exons. Gene Ontology annotation, cellular component: nucleus. NCBI's taxonomy places the organism in Eukaryota, Metazoa, Chordata, Mammalia, Diprotodontia, Vombatidae. The record is from RefSeq and is a predicted model, not a curated record. Bases 164 to 1561 code for a protein of 465 amino acids.
GGGAAACGGAGGGGCGAGGGAACGAGGCGGUCGGCCAUUUUGUGUCUUUCCUGUGGGACGCGGCGGCGCUUGUGUUGGACGGUGCGGUAGCCGUUGCGUGCUUGUAUCCCUUUUCCUGCCUCUCCUUCCCUCUCUUGCUCUUUCUCCCCCGAGCGCACCAGCCAUGGGGCGGAAGAAGAAGAAGCAGCUGAAGCCUUGGUGCUGGUAUUGUAACAGAGAUUUUGAUGAUGAGAAAAUCCUAAUACAGCAUCAGAAAGCAAAGCACUUUAAAUGUCACAUAUGUCAUAAAAAAUUAUAUACAGGGCCUGGUUUAGCUAUUCAUUGUAUGCAAGUGCAUAAAGAAACAAUAGAUGCUGUACCAAAUGCCAUACCUGGGAGAACAGACAUUGAAUUGGAAAUCUAUGGUAUGGAAGGUAUUCCAGAAAAAGAUAUGGAUGAGCGGAGAAGACUUCUCGAACAAAAAACUCAAGCAGAGAGUCAAAAGAAGAAGCAACAAGAUGAUUCUGAUGAAUAUGAUGAUGAUGAAUCUACAGCCUCAACUUCAUUUCAGCCCCAACCUGUUCAACCCCAACAAGGUUACAUCCCCCCAAUGGCACAGCCAGGCUUGCCACCUGUGCCAGGAGCACCAGGAAUGCCUCCAGGUAUACCUCCAUUAAUGCCAGGUGUUCCGCCUCUGAUGCCAGGAAUGCCUCCAGUUAUGCCAGGGAUGCCACCUGGAUUGCAUCAUCAGAGAAAAUACACCCAGUCAUUUUGCGGUGAAAACAUAAUGAUGCCAAUGGGUGGAAUGAUGCCACCUGGACCAGGAAUACCACCUCUGAUGCCUGGUAUGCCGCCAGGUAUGCCUCCACCUGUUCCUCGUCCUGGGAUGCCUCCUAUGACUCAAGCACAGGCUGUAACAGCACCUGGUAUUCUUAAUAGACCACCUGCACCAGCAGCAGCUGUUCCUACUCCCCAGCCUCCAGUUACUAAGCCACUUUUUCCUAGUGCAGGACAGGCUCAGGCAGCUGUUCAAGGACCUGUUGGUACAGAUUUCAAGCCUUUAAAUAGUACCCCUGCGACAACUACCGAACCUCCCAAGCCUACAUUCCCUGCUUAUACUCAGUCUACUGCUUCAACCACUAGUACAACGAAUAGCACUGCAGCCAAACCAGCUGCUUCUAUAACAAGUAAGCCAGCUACUCUUACGACAACCAGUGCAACCAGUAAGUUGAUCCAUCCCGAUGAGGAUAUAUCACUGGAAGAGAGAAGGGCGCAGUUACCUAAAUAUCAGCGUAAUCUUCCACGACCAGGACAAGCCCCUAUGGGUAAUCCACCUGUUGGACCAAUUGGAGGUAUGAUGCCACCACAGCCAGGAAUUCCUCCACAGCAGCAAGGAAUGAGACCUCCAUUGCCUCCUCAUGGUCAAUAUGGUGGUCAUCAUCAAGCCAUGCCAGGUUACCUUCCUGGGGCUAUGCCUCCAUAUGGGCAGGGACCUCCAAUGGUACCCCCUUAUCAAGGUGGGCCUCCUCGACCUCCGAUGGGAAUGAGACCUCCUGUAAUGUCGCAAGGUGGCCGUUACUGAUGUUACUUCGCCCAAUCUAAUAGGUUUGGAGAUUAAACCUUUUCUCAUCUUGUGCUGUUUAUAUAGCCAAGCUUUCGUCAAUUAAGGCUUCAUUGUGACUUUAACAAACAUUAUCUUCUCACAUACCAGGAACUAUUGGACAUUUUGUUUUACACAGGAAAAUUUUAUUUGGAAUAAUAAAGCAGGAACUUUUCCUGAUGUUGCAAUUUAUACUGUAUGGCUUCUUUUUCAUGUUUCAUCUAGGUUUUUAGAAGUGAAGUAUAGUAAAUAUGGUUCGUUAAAUUGUGAAGGCGCUGGAAUUACAUGAACAUACCACCUUAAAGGCAAGUUCUGUAACCUUAUGUUGCUAUUUGUAAAGUUAUGCCUUCGCAGCAUUUCAUAUGCUGUUGGACUUUAUGUCCCCAACAUAGCUUGGUGAGGGCUGUAACUGUUUCCAAGUACCUGUACAUUGGAAGUCUGAACGUGUAACAAUAUUUAAUGUACUUAGAAUUCCUCAUGUUGCAGGGUUUAAAAAAAAAAAAAAAACAACUGACCCACUAAAGGUCGUGUGAC